GUAUGUCACCUAAUGAUGAUUAUUCUGUCAUUUAUUACUGAAUGAUGAAGCAAUAAAUACAAAUGUCUUAUUUUAAUUACAGGAAAUGAAGAAACUUGACUUUGUGCAUUAUUCAUUAAUUUUGGAAUUGAUUUUGGCAGAUCACAUCUCAGUCUCUCUGGUCCACUGGGAUUACUGGGGGUUCCUCGAGACCAUCUUCCUCAAUAGUAGGUUAAAUCGUGCCUGUGGGCCAGGCGGAGGUUCAGGGUAGGGGAUCAUCAGAUAGAGCAGACGGAACCUUUCCACAGCUGAGCUCCACAAAUGAAUGUCUUAAGUUCUGAGCACACAAAUUACAGUUCAAAGUUAUUUUCCCACAAAACAUUUGGAAAAGGUGUUGACCUUUCUCAAAAAUAACAGCAUUUUCAUGGAGGGUGCCAAUACUUCUGAGCUAGAUUUCGCUGGCUAGGUUACACUUGCUAGCAAGUGGUUUUUAAGAUUAAACUCAUUAGCAGGACUGGGAAACACUGCCCAAGACAAUCGAGCGAGCAAGGUCAUAUUUUGCAAAUUUGCAAUUAAUGGCAAAACUAUUGGCACCCACCAAAAGCUCCGUCAUGUUACACAAACAACUAUUUAUAUAUUUUUAACAAAAAGCAUUUUGUGUGAAAAGGUGCCAAUAUUUCUGUAUCUGACUAUUUACUGUUAGCUAGGUUUACUGGCUUAUCAUGCUGGCAAGUGGUUUAAAUAUCUUGACUAGAUCAUUAGUGCUUCAGCUCACUAUCAUUAGCCCACUAAUCUCAUUAAUUAACGUUUGCCUCUGAGUCGUAUUUUCAACAAAACUCUGGACGUGUAGACUGUGGAUGUUGAUGAUGGUCUGGUUUUACAAUCACAUGUCUCAAGUGAGGUAAAGACGCAUGGCGUCAUUGGAACACACACUAAAUUUAGCUCUAAAAGCCAGAUUACGAUUGGUCCAUCAGCCUGCCGGUGUUCAAGCUUCCUGAUGGGAUUAUUCCGUGGUGUGGACACAGUUUGUGUGCCGUGGAGAGGAUGUGGUUCUGCACUGUUCAUCCUGUUUUUUGAGUUUCUAGUAUAUUCCUUGUCACAGAAUAAACAUUUGAAGUUGCAGGAAUAAUGGGCACGGUGCUCUCGGUCUCCCCAGUGUCGCAGGACGAAGUGGAUGAACGCAAGAGGAGAGGCCUGAGCAAACCGAGGUUGAUGGUAUCAACCUUCGGUUUCAAGAUGGUUAAGCAGAAAAGUAGCAAGAAAGUCAACCCACAUCCAUUUCCGACCAUCCAUAUCGGAGAAGAUUUGAAGGCACCACCCCAAAACUCUCCACCACAGUCUGGAGAAACCGAGGCACCAUCCCAAGAACUGGAACAAACUAAACUCCCAGUAACCAAGCAGCAGGAAGACGUGCAGAAAAACCAACCAAGCUGCCAGGUCCUCACGCCUCCAGUCCGCAUCACUGUCCAAGCCUCCACAGGUGAGCUGCUGCUCUGUCUGGGUCGAUUCCUACGCCGUCGCUGCCUUAAAAUCUCUGAUCUAACCUCAAACGAGGUGAUCGCCUGGUUCAGGAACGUGGACCAGACUCUGUUGAUGCAGGGCUGGCAGGAGGAGGGCUUCAUAACACCUCCCAUUCUCGUCUUCGUCUACCUGCUGUGCCGGGACACCGUGAGCGAGGACAUCGCCAGUCCAGGUGAGCUCCACGGCGUCUUUCUCACCUGCCUGUACCUGACCUACUCUUACCUGGGCACCGAGAUCUCGUACCCGCUCCAGCCCUUCAUUAUCGACGCUAAUAAGGAUAUGUUCUGGCAGCAGGCUCUGGGUGUCAUCGAUAAACUCAGCUCCCAAAUGCUGCGGAUCAACAUGGACCCACAGUUCUUCACUGAGGUUUUCCAGGAGCUGAAAAAUGAAGGAGAGGUGAAGAACAGGAAUGGUCUGGACCGCUGA
Molecule: messenger RNA, 1926 nt
Organism: Ictalurus furcatus (blue catfish)
Lineage: Eukaryota; Metazoa; Chordata; Actinopteri; Siluriformes; Ictaluridae
Gene: cdk5r2b
Product: cyclin-dependent kinase 5, regulatory subunit 2b (p39)
Exons: 1
Coding region: 1108-1926 (272 amino acids)
Biological process (GO): activation of protein kinase activity; positive regulation of cyclin-dependent protein serine/threonine kinase activity; brain development
Cellular component (GO): protein kinase 5 complex; cytoplasm
Molecular function (GO): protein kinase binding; cyclin-dependent protein serine/threonine kinase activator activity
Source: RefSeq, a predicted model, not a curated record